Molecule: messenger RNA, 621 nt
Organism: Pelodiscus sinensis (Chinese soft-shelled turtle)
Lineage: Eukaryota; Metazoa; Chordata; Testudines; Trionychidae
Product: lingual antimicrobial peptide-like
Biological process (GO): defense response to bacterium; cell chemotaxis
Molecular function (GO): CCR6 chemokine receptor binding; chemoattractant activity
Source: RefSeq, a predicted model, not a curated record
CUUCACCAACUGUAUAAAACUGGCAGUUCUGGUCAACAUUGAUGCUUAAAUACUUGGAAGAGACAGGACUGUCAUCACCUAGCUACUGGAAGCAGCUUCUGUGUGUAACCCAGUGUCCUCUGUCUCCUCCCUGGCUUGGUGUUUCUUCUCUCCAGUGAUACUGAGUUCCCAGCCAACCUCCAGCUAUGAAGAUCCUUUAUCUUCUCGUUGCUGUUGUGUUUUUGGUGCUCAUGGAUGCCCCAGGAUUCUCCCAGGGCGUGGUGACCCGAAGGCAAUGUCGACGCCAACAGGGUAGCUGUCACUUUUGGCGAUGUCCCACCCAAUCCAUAUAUAUUGACAGAUGCAUCAUUGGCCAUUGUUGUCGAAGGUCGGAAAUUAUUCCCGAUGGUAACAAAAAGAUUGGGUGGUCCUCUGAGGUGAUUUUCUGAUUGAUUGUCCAGGGAGUCUGGGAGAUAGCCACUUGCUUCCAAAAUCAUCAGAUCCUGCCGCGGUGGAACACAGAAGUGCGGCUGCUCAUUUGGCCUGCACAGAACCUUGAAAGUUGGGAGGAAGUCCAUGAAGUUCCCGUAUAAGAUUUGUUACUCCUCUUUUAAUAAAAGCAAGCUGGCGUGAGGACAUCCU